Molecule: messenger RNA, 723 nt
Organism: Manduca sexta (tobacco hornworm)
Lineage: Eukaryota; Metazoa; Arthropoda; Insecta; Lepidoptera; Sphingidae
Gene: CPR8
Product: pupal cuticle protein 20-like
Exons: 4
Coding region: 73-585 (170 amino acids)
Cellular component (GO): chitin-based extracellular matrix
Molecular function (GO): structural constituent of chitin-based larval cuticle
Source: RefSeq, a predicted model, not a curated record
UCCAUAUAAAAACACUGUUUAUGAAGAAUUAGGCAUCAUUCAUCUGACAGCAUCCAGCUACAACACCGAAACAUGUUCGCCUUAAAGAUUGUAGCCACCCUCGCGGUAGUGUCGAUGGCCCGUGCGGGUCACUUGGGCCAGUUCUUCAGUUCCCACGCCGGGAGCUUCAGUAACGCAGCGGCCUAUAGCAGCGGGGCGGCAUACAGCGGGGCGUACGGCGGCGCACACAUCCCUAUCUUGGGAUACGAAAACAUUCAUAAUGGCGACGGAAGUUACAGAUACAGCUAUGAAACCGGCAACGGCAUAGCAGCUCGUGAGAGCGGCGCCCCUCGCGCUGCCGGCCCCGAGGGCCCCGCUGUCACCGCUGAGGGAGGUUUCUCCUACCGCGCCCCCGAUGGUCAGCAAGUCGACCUCGCCUACACCGCUGAUGAGAACGGAUUCCACCCCACCGGCUCCCACAUCCCCACUCCUCCCCCAAUCCCAGAGGCUAUCCUGCGCUCUAUUGAGUUCAACAGACAACAUCCUUCUUCUGGCGACGGUUACUACAACGGUGGUAUAUUCCACCACAAUGCUUACCACUACUAAGAAGUUUGGCUGAUAUCUGAUUUGCAACUGACUGGCGUGUUAAUGGUGUUUUGAAUUUGCCAUCUAUUUAUUACAUUUUUGUUUGAAAUUGUUAAUUUUAUAUCAAGCUUUGUGAAUUAAAGAUAUUCAAACGAUUUA